UUUCUUUCUUUUCUUUUUUCAUUUUUAUAUAUGGCUGACAUGUCCACCCUGGAUUCUCCUUCCAGUAGCUACACUGACUGUGCUCAAGAAUGGACGACGCCCAUUACCCAUCUAGGUUCAUCAUUUAAAGAUGUGUAUGGAAGAUCAUUGUUGAUGCGAGGUAUCAAUAUUUGUGGAUCAUCUAAACUUCCCACCCACCCUUAUCCUGGUUCAACCCAUCUGUAUGAUGAACAUUUGUUUUGGGAUCAUCGCAAUGUCAGUUUUGUAGGCAGACCUUUUCCUUUAGAAGAAGCAGACGAACACUUGAGUCGCUUAAGGGCAUGGGGCUUGACUUUGAUUCGGCUAUUAGUACCUUGGGAAAGCCUUGAGCAUGCAGGUCCUGGACAAUAUGAUCAAGAAUACAUAGAGUAUUUGCGUGCAUUAAUUCAAAUGAUGCCACGUUAUGGUCUCAAGUGUAUGAUUGAUCCUCAUCAAGAUACGUGGUCUAGAUUCUCGGGUGGUUCAGGUGCGCCUGGUUGGACAUUUGAAGUGGCUGGUAUGAAUAUCAAGCAUUUUAAAGAAACAGGUGCUGCUUAUGUUCAUAAUACCAAUGCUGUGCCUGGAGAUCCAUUGCCUAUGGUAUGGCCUACCAAUUAUACCAAAUUAGCCUCCUGCACUAUGUUUACAUUGUUCUUUGGUGGUGAUGUAUUUGCACCUAAGCGACACUAUCAAGGCAAAUCAGUACAACAGUUUCUGAAUGAUUGUUUUGUGAAUUGUUAUCAUCAUUUGGCUACUUGCUUUGCGGAUUUAGAAGCUGUGAUGGGAUUUGAAUUCAUGAAUGAGCCUCAUCCAGGCUAUAUUGGGCUUGAGCAACUUGAUGCGUUUGAUCCCAUCACCAAUUUGAUUUUUGGUGAUUCACCUACGCCUUUACAGUCAUUUGCACUCGGUGACCGUAUUCCUCAAAAAGUAGGUGUCUAUAUCAAAUCAUGGCCCUUUCCUACCAAGAAGUCCCAUGAGCGUAUCAUGAACCCACGCCGACUGUCUGCAUGGACAAGUGAAUGUGUCUGGAAAGAACACGGUGUGUGGAAGCCAGAUGAAAUCACAGGUGAUCCUGUCUUAGUGGAUUCGCAGUAUUUCGCCAAGGAUCCUGCCACAGGUCGACCUGUUUCGUUCUAUGAUGAUUUCUAUAAGCCGUUAGUGAACCGAUAUGCAAAGACAAUCCAGAGUGUGAAGCAGGAUUGGUAUUGUCUGGUUGAACCUUUGGCCAAUGAAAGAGCACCCGUGUACACAAAAGAAGAUCAUCAUCACAAUAUCAUCUUUUCUCCUCAUUGGUAUGAUCUGAACUGUGUAUUCUAUAAGAAAUUCAAUGGUAGAAUGACACAUGAUGUUCAAUGUCUUCAAAGGGGAGGCAAUGUGUUUAAUGCCACUUAUUUCGGCCGAAAUGGUGCCAAAAAGAACUAUACUCGACAAAUCAAGAAUAUCAAACAAGAUGGCUUAAGAGAUAUGGGAGACAAACCCUGUAUUUUGGGUGAAGUGGGCAUUCCAAUGGACCUGAAUGAUAAAAUAGCCUUUAAAGACGACAAUUAUUCAGACCAUAUUCAUUUCUUGGAUGCUAUUAUUUAUGCGCUCGAAACCAAUUUGAUUCAUUUUACAUUAUGGAAUUAUGAUAUCUGCAAUGAUCAUGAAUAUGGUGAUCAUUGGAAUGGUGAAAACUUUUCUAUCUAUUCAGCUAGAAAACAAAAGAAAGACUAUCAAGAGCAUGAUGAUGGCAACAGUAAAUUAUCAAAAAAGCAUUUAUACGAUGGAGGCAGAGUGUUGGAAGCUGUUCUGCGUCCUUAUGCUUCCAAAGUGGCAGGUAUGCCUGUGUCUUCUGUAUUUGAUAUAGACACACUCUGUUAUACCUUUUCAUUUAUACCUUUUACCCCUGAACAACUGGACACCUUAAAUCACCAUGGUUACCAAACAUCCAAUCGAAUGGCUUGUGUUACUGAAAUCUUUGUUCCCUUUUUCCAUUUCGGUGACAAGAGACUCAACAUAGAAGCCACGCAUGGUCAAUGUGAAUACGAACAAGAGAAACAGACCUUGUAUCAUACAUAUCAACAAGUUUCUGAGCCAAUUACUAUCACCUUAAGUGUAGUUAAUCAAACACCCUCCCCUUCCUCUUCCUCCUCCUCCUUGUGUCAUGUCAUGUAAAAAAUACAUAUAUAUUUGAAUAUCAGAUAAGAAUAAAACUGUCUCUCUUUCCCCCCUUU
Gilbertella persicaria is the source of this 2231-nucleotide messenger RNA. Its product is annotated as glycoside hydrolase superfamily. The transcript is spliced from 7 exons. The record is from RefSeq and is a predicted model, not a curated record. Gene Ontology annotation, molecular function: beta-glucosidase activity. Bases 31 to 2172 code for a protein of 713 amino acids. NCBI's taxonomy places the organism in Eukaryota, Fungi, Mucoromycota, Mucoromycetes, Mucorales, Choanephoraceae.